CAGAAGUGAAAGUGUGAGAGAGCAGCAGCAGAGCUGCAGUCGAGUCCUGUUUGUCUCUAAAAGAAGAUUCACUGGAGUCCAUCAGGUUUCUCUCAGCAACAGUGAGUGCAGACAUGUCUGCUGCCAGCAAUCUGCGAUCUGAAGAUCAGUUUCUGUGCUCCAUCUGUCUGGAUGUGUUCACUGAUCCAGUCACUACACCAUGUGGACACAACUUCUGCAAAACCUGCAUCAGUCAGCACUGGGACAUGAAUCAGAGCUGUCAGUGUCCCAUGUGUAAAGAGACUUUCUACACUAGACCUCAGCUGAGGGUCAACACCUUCAUCUCUGAGAUGGUUGCUCAGUUCAGACGUGAAGCUCAGCAGAAAGCCAGCAGCAGCAGCUCAGAGCAACAAGCUGCCAAACCAGGAGAAGUUCCCUGUGACGUCUGCACUGGAACCAGACUGAAGGCCCUGAAGUCCUGCCUGGUGUGUCAGACCUCCUACUGUCAGACUCACCUGGAGCCUCAUCUGACACUGAAAGGCCUGAAAAGACAUCAGCUGAUUGAUGCUGUGGAGAACCUGGAAGGCAGGAUGUGCACGAAGCACGAUAAACUUCUGGAGCUGUUCUGUAAGACCGACCAGACAUGUGUCUGCGUGCUCUGCUCUGUUUUAGAGCACAAGAACCACGAGUUUGUUCCUCUGAGAGAAGAAUAUGAAGGAAAGAAGGCAGAGCUGGAGAAGACAGAGGCUGAGAUUCAGCAGAUGAUCCAGAAGAGACGACUGAAGAUUCAGGAGAUCACAGAGUCGGUGAAGAUGAGUAAAGAUGCUGCAGACAGAAAGAAAGCAGAAGGUGUUCAGGUCUUCACUGCUCUGAUGGAGUCUGUUGAGAGACGCCUGAAGGAGCUCAUGAAGGAGAUCGAAGACAAACAGGAAACUACAGAGAAACAGGCUGAAGGUCUCAUCAAAGAUCUGGAACAGGAAAUCUCUGAGCUGAUGGAGAGAAGCUCUGAGGUGGAGCAGCUCUCACGCUCUGAAGACCACCUCCACCUCCUCCAAAGCUUCUCCUCCCUGAAAGCUGCUCCACCCACCAAGGACUGGACAGAGGUCAGAGUUCAUCCACCAUCAUAUGAGGGGACUGUGGGGAGAGCUGUGGCUCAGCUGGAGGAGACAGUCUGGAAACCCAUAAAGAAGAAGCUGUUUGAGGCUGAGCUGCAGAGGGUGCAGCAGUAUGAGGUGGAUGUGACUCUGGAUCCUGAUACAGCAAAUCCCUGGCUCAUCCUGUCUGAUGAUGGAAAACAAGUGUACUGUGGUGAUGUGAAGAAGAAACUUCCAGACAACCCAGAGAGAUUUUCUUACUGUGUUUGUGUUUUAGGAGAGCAGAGUUUCUCUUCAGGCAGAUUUUACUUUGAGGUUCAGGUUAAAGGAAAGACUGAGUGGGAUUUAGGAGUGGCCACAGAGUCGAUCAACAGGAAGGGACAAAUCACACUGAGUCCUGAGGAUGGUUUCUGGACUGUGAUGCUGAGAAAUAGAAAUGAGUACAAAGCUCUUGAUGACCCUUCAGUCCCCCUCUGUCUUCAUCCUGGUCCUGAGAAGGUGGGGGUGUUUGUGGAUUAUGAGGAGGGUCUGGUCUCCUUUUAUGAUGUAGGUGCUGCAGCUCUGAUCUACUCCUUUACUGGCUGCUCCUUCACUCACAAACUCCACCCAUACUUCAGUCCCUAUAUGAAUGAUGGUGGUAAAAACUCUGCACCUCUGAUCAUCUGUCCUGUCAAUCAAACUGAGUCGAUCAACGACUGAUUUUAUUUGAUGAAUGAUUGAUUUUUCUUUAAGGGACCAAAUGAACAUAUUGAGUGUAAAUCCUCUACAGUCUCCAUGUUUCUAUAGAAUCUGAUCAUCAGGACUCUGAUUCACACUUUGAUUCUCAUGGAGUUUGAUUUGAACAGAAGAAAAGUUGAAUCAGGAAAUGUUCCCACUGAUGGAGACUCGAGCUGAAGAGCAAAUAUCAGAGAAUAAAUGUCCAAAAGCUUCAUUUACAAUAAAGUUUGUUCAAUGCUUUGAGUGAA
Pelmatolapia mariae (spotted tilapia) is the source of this 2038-nucleotide messenger RNA. Its product is annotated as E3 ubiquitin-protein ligase TRIM21-like. NCBI's taxonomy places the organism in Eukaryota, Metazoa, Chordata, Actinopteri, Cichliformes, Cichlidae. The coding region runs from base 114 to 1772 and encodes 552 amino acids. Gene Ontology annotation, molecular function: ubiquitin-protein transferase activity; protein binding; zinc ion binding. The record is from RefSeq and is a predicted model, not a curated record. Gene Ontology annotation, biological process: protein ubiquitination. The transcript is spliced from 2 exons.